Molecule: messenger RNA, 861 nt
Organism: Aspergillus mulundensis
Lineage: Eukaryota; Fungi; Ascomycota; Eurotiomycetes; Eurotiales; Aspergillaceae
Product: MIP aquaporin
Exons: 2
Coding region: 1-861 (286 amino acids)
Biological process (GO): water transport; glycerol transmembrane transport
Cellular component (GO): plasma membrane
Molecular function (GO): glycerol channel activity; water channel activity
Source: RefSeq, a predicted model, not a curated record
AUGCACCUUUCUCUCUCGAAAAUCUCGCCUCGAGGCCUCAAGCCUUACGCGGCCGAGUUUCUCGGGACCGCCUUGAUCAUCGUCAUCGGCGACGGAGUGGUUGCCCAGGCUCUGCUUUCCAACUACCAGUAUGGUACUUGGCUCUCGAUCAACCUGGCCUGGGCAGCAGCGGUCUGUCUGUCCGGCUACCUGGCCGAUCCCAGUCCGGUCUGCAAUCCAGCCAUCUCAAUCAUCAUGGCUUUAGUGCGACCACAGCCUGACCAGUGGAGGAGACUUCCAGGCAAGCUGCUAGCCCAGCUCUUGGGAGGUUUUAUGGGUGCUGCCAUCGUCUACAUCAAUUACCGUUCAGCUAUCCAGGCCUGGGAUCCCGAGUACACGAUCCCCGGAGGAUCAAUUCUCAGUCCUCUCGGGCAUCACUCGGCCGGUAUCUUUUGCACCUAUCCGGCCGCCUUCUUCUCUUCGAAUUGGGAGGCUGUCUUCAAUGAAGUGCUCGGGGCGUCCGUACUCAUGUUUGGCGUCUUGAGCAUAUCCGACCCUGCCAACGCGCACCGCUUCCAGUCGCCGCAGCUCUCUAUGUUUCUGCUCCUGGUUGCCAUUGGCGCUGCUGUGGGCUGGCAGACAGGAUACGCGAUUAAUCCAGCGCGUGAUUUUGGCCCCCGACUCUUUUCGGCAUUGCUAUACGGCAGGGAGGUGUUUACGGCGGACAACUACUACUUUGUGGUGCCGCUGCUUGCCCCCUUCGUUGGCUGUUUCGUGGGCGCGACCGUGUAUGAUUCGCUUCUCUAUGAGGGUAGCGGGUCGCGCAUCACGGACGCCUUGGAUAAAGCAGCGGAUCGUGAUGGUGAACUCCGAUUGGACUGA